Myxocyprinus asiaticus (Chinese sucker) is the source of this 996-nucleotide messenger RNA. RefSeq names its product olfactory receptor class A-like protein 4. Gene Ontology annotation, biological process: G protein-coupled receptor signaling pathway. Gene Ontology annotation, cellular component: membrane. The record is from RefSeq and is a predicted model, not a curated record. The transcript is spliced from 4 exons. Lineage: Eukaryota; Metazoa; Chordata; Actinopteri; Cypriniformes; Catostomidae. Bases 1 to 996 code for a protein of 331 amino acids. Gene Ontology annotation, molecular function: G protein-coupled receptor activity.
AUGGCCACUCAAGGAAAAGCCAUGACUGCUGCUCAGCGUACAGCUUCAUCGCCGCUCUACAUCACCAUCUACAUCUUUCUGGUGCUGUUGGGGAAUGUCGGUAAUUCUAUAGUCAUCGGAGUGGUCGGGGAAAGUAUUCUGCGAGAGCCGGGAGUCGUCCGCAGUUCUGACGUGAUCCUGGUCAACAUGGCUUUCUCCAACCUGAUGGUGUCGUUGGUGAGAAACACUCUCCUGGUGAUUACUGACCUGGGAGUGGAGGUGUUUCUUGGUAAAGACUGGUGUCGUAUCAUGAUGGGUGUCUGGGUUUGGCUCCGUUCUGCAAACGUAUGGUCGACGUUCUUUCUCAGUGCGUUUCAUUUUCAAACGCUGCGUCGGGUCGCUCCACCCAUCGUCAACAUUCAUGGCCCACGCGGGCUCCCAAAAUCCCUCACACUCGGGUUUUUCCUCAUCUGGAGUAUCAAUCUGAUCUACUCGAUUCCAGCGUUUAUCUUCUCCAAGAAUGGAGGCGAGAACUCCACUGAGACAUUGAUGUUGGUGAGCAGCACCACUCGGCCACUGCUGGGCUGCAUCUGGAACUUUCCGUCAACCUACAGUGGCCUGACCUUCGCCACGUCCUCCAUGGUGAUCCACGAGGUAUUUCCAAUCUGCCUGAUGAGCAUCACAAACCUGGGCUCCCUGGUGACACUGUACACCCACGGACACACGCGGAACUCCACCAACAAGAGCCAGGAUGCACCGGUCAUCAGCCGCAUCCCUGCAGAGAGACGGGCGGCUAAGGUGAUUUUGGCUCUGAAUAUCCUCUUCAUAUUGUCAUGGGGCACCAGUAUCAUCUCUGUCAACUACUUCAACUAUAACCGCGGCUCUUCAACGGAGUUCCUGCUCAUCGUGGCGCGCAUCGGGAACAUCACCUUCAUCGCGCUGUCUCCCAUCAUCCUCGCUGUGGGACAUAGGAGACUCCGAGCAUUCAUAAAGUCUGUCCUGUCUCGCAUACUCUGA